Molecule: messenger RNA, 945 nt
Organism: Emiliania huxleyi CCMP1516
Lineage: Eukaryota; Haptophyta; Isochrysidales; Noelaerhabdaceae
Exons: 3
Coding region: 1-945 (314 amino acids)
Cellular component (GO): cytoplasm
Source: RefSeq, a predicted model, not a curated record
AUGUCGGCGAGCGCAUUGCGCACGCUUUGGACGGUGGCGAAGCCAAAAACACCGAUGUGGUCCUUCGCGCUUUGGUCCCUCACCAAAAAAGAGCUCAAGUUGGGCCCUCAGCCGGUCAACGUCGGCACCAAGCGCGCGGCCGCCGGGCGCCUCCGAACCGACAGGGGCGCCGCGGCAGCCGUUCCCUACGAGUGGGAGGAGUCGCUUGGCUGGGAGCAGCGGGCGCCGACCGGGGACGAGGACUUUGAGGCGACCGAGCGGAGCGACUGGUGGUACCACUGGAAGUCACCGGCGCUGUUGGCGGCCAACCCAAAGGGCAUGGUGCCGACGCUGCUCGACCCUGCCACCAACCGCGCCGUGACCGAGUCGAUCGUAUGCAUCCAGUUCAUCGACGAGCUCGCCGCCGCCAACGGCUCGACUGCGCCGCCGCUGCUUCCGACCGACCCGUUCGAGCGAGCGGCCGCGCGGGUCGCGGCGGAGCAGGUCAACAAGAGCGUCACCUCGGGCUACUACCAGGCGCUGGUCCGCACCGACGCGGCGGAGCGGGCGGACGGCUUCGCAAAGGUGCUCGACGGCCUGCGCGCCUUCACGCGGGAGAGCCGAGGCCACUUUUGGGGCGGCGACUCGCUCGGCCUCGUCGACUGCGUGCUGCUGCCGUAUGCGUACCGGCUGUACGCGCUCGAGCACUACCGCGGGUUUGCGGUGCCCGCCUCGGGCGAGGGGGGCGUGUGGGAGAGGUACCAGGCGUGGCUCAGCCGCGCGACCAGCCUGCCGUACGUCGCGCCCACCCUGCCCGAGAGGGAGCGGUACCUGAGACAUGUCGCGAAGUAUGCGGAGGGCAAGGCGAGGAGCAAGGUCGGGAACGCUGUGCGGAGGGGCGCGGCGGCGCACGACUACGACGACACCCUCGACGACGACGCGGCCCACGCGCAGGGCGUCAAGUGA